Molecule: messenger RNA, 423 nt
Organism: Exophiala aquamarina CBS 119918
Lineage: Eukaryota; Fungi; Ascomycota; Eurotiomycetes; Chaetothyriales; Herpotrichiellaceae
Exons: 1
Source: RefSeq, a predicted model, not a curated record
ACGACUUCCAGCGCUCCCGCACCGAUUUCCACCACGACGACCGAGGCGUGGCUCGACUGGUCCACUUCCAGCGUUCCUGUUGUGCCCGUAACUACUUCCUCAUCUGUCUGGGGGGACUGGAGUUCGACAUCCAGCGUUCCUGUUGUGCCUGUGACUACUUCUUCAAGCGAGGUCUGGGGGGAUUGGAGUUCUACCUCAAGCAUCCCUGUUGCGCCAGUCACCACUUCGACCUGGAAUGCCGUGCCAGUUCAAAGCUCAACUACAGUCAAACCUAGCACUACCCUCCAUAGCUCCAGCGUUGUCCCAACCUCUACGAAAGUCUCACCAGUAUCACUGACAACAUUUACGGGUGCCGCCAGCAAACCCACUGGAAACGCUGUGCCUCUCAUCCUCGGAGCCGUCGCCAUGGUCGCCAUGUUGUAG